AUGGCGCCUUCGGCAGAGAACCACAGUCGCUCACAUAGCCUUCUGCUUUUCCAGAAGCUUUUGAAUUUGAGAGACAGCGCAAGCCCUCUGACUCUUGUGCUCGAUAGCCUAGAGCAGAGCGCCGCACCGGUAGUACGGGAGUUCGUCUCUAGAGCGAAGGUCGCAAAAGCAAAAGUCAUACUACUCUCCUUCGCGACCCUGAAGCGCCCACGAGAUGUCGACGUCGUCAUCAAGGCCCGAGGGAAGACCCUCAAGGCGUUGAGGGCGGAGAUCCUCUCACACUACCCCAAGCCAGAUGCCUCAGCAGCCAAGGGCGCGCCUCCUUCCCAAAAAACCGUCGUGCUGCUCGACUCCCUUAACGACCUCGCCACAGCGGCGCCGCAGAUCGUCCCGACGUUCCUGUCCACCAUCAUCGUGCCCUCCGUCUCCCUCGUGGCCGUCUACCACACCGACGUGCCCCUCGUCCUCCCGCGGACCAUGAGCGAGUACGAGCCCCACCCGCUGACCGUCCUCUCCCACCUCGCGACCUCGAUCCUGCGGCUGUCGAGCCUGAGGCAGGAGAUUGAGCGCCAGAAGGCGAGGAACCGGAGUCUGCAGGAGCCGGAGUGGGGCCUCGGCGAGGAGAGGGAGGGCGUGUUGAUCGGUCUCAAGGGCGAGACCAAGUCCGAAGACUACCGCGGCGUGGUGGUGGAGAUGGAGGUGAGGAGGCGGAGCGGACGGGCGAUGGCGGAGAAGUUUGUCUUGCUACCCUUGGCCGGCGUUCCUUCAGCGUCCGGGAAGGCAUCGAAGGUGUUUUUGCUCUCGGAGCACCCUGUGUUUGCCGCUCCCGAGGGCGCUGAGGCGGAUGGCGGUGCUGGAGAAGAGGAGGAACCGGAGAGCACGUUCAACCUGGGGCUUACGGAGAAGCAGAGACGGGAUAGGGAGGGGAUUGUGCUGCCUUAUUUCGAUGCGCAAACGGACAUUGGGGCCGGCGAGGGUGGAAGGAUUUUGUACGAGAUGGGUAGGGAGGAUGAUUUUGAUGAUGAGGAGGAUGAGAUUUAG
This is a messenger RNA of Colletotrichum karsti, 1041 nucleotides long. RefSeq names its product killer toxin sensitivity protein. Gene Ontology annotation, cellular component: cytosol; elongator holoenzyme complex; nucleus. Gene Ontology annotation, biological process: tRNA wobble uridine modification. The transcript has 3 exons. Gene Ontology annotation, molecular function: tRNA binding. The record is from RefSeq and is a predicted model, not a curated record. Lineage: Eukaryota; Fungi; Ascomycota; Sordariomycetes; Glomerellales; Glomerellaceae. The coding region runs from base 1 to 1041 and encodes 346 amino acids.